AUGUUCCAGUUUCCACCCUUCGAUCCCCCCAAUAGCACAGACUGGGACAGUGAAACACAUUUGGUCUUGGUUCACAUCCCGAUUGAGCUCUACUCAUUCUGUUUACAACCCAUCUUACGUCUGCUCUUCGGAGAAGACCAUGACGAGGACGCAUCCCAGAUCCCAUGGGCCAACCGCCAUGAUUUUCUGAACGUGUCAAUCACUCCUGUAGAGUGCUCCGUCAUCUGCUCGAGGUACCUGGCAGACAGGUUCAUCCGGCCAGUCGCGGAGUCGUUGAAUGCUCUCUACCACAAUGCCAGACUGUCUAACAACGGCAAGACACCCAUUCAGAUCAGCGAGGAUGACUAUAUCGUCAUACAGGUGGAUGGGCAAGGGCUCGAUGCAGGUCAACGAGUCUUGGAAUUGACAUCCCCAUUGGCCAUGGCUGGAAUGUUAGUAUGCCCUGAAGAAUUGGAAAGGAAGCAAGUGGUAACUAAGAAAUCAACUUAUAGAAGCAUAUUUUUCAUCACCACAUAUUUUUCGGACUACAUCCUGGUUCCAUCUCGAUCGCAUCGCACGGUCCAGACGGCCCUCCAGCAGCGAGGCUUUGUCUUCUCCCAGACCGUUGACGCAUUUAUUUCACAACUGUCGCCAUCUUCACCAACUUUGACCCAGAGUGGUAGAAUUACUUCGCCAUUUCAUGAACACUCCACUCCCUCCACUCCUCCUGCAAAGGACAUACCAGAGCUGCAGAUCCGAACAUUCACCAAAUUGACCCGCAAUAACGUUAAACCUGUCGUAGACGAAGCUUUGCUCCUGAUGAGCUGUGCCGGAAGCCGAGAAUACGAUUCACAGAAAGAUGAGCGACUGAAAUCUGAUCUUUUGCAAGUCCUUCUCUCUACAUCGUCACUAACGACCACCACGAGCACGAAAACUUCCUCAAUUAAUGGCUCUGGGCUCGGGCUCGAGUCAUUGGCAAUUUCGAAUGGCAAAUUGCCUGACUUUGCGGCCAGGUUCCUUUCUCUCACUCUCACAAGUUCAGAGCCGAUUUCUGUUCUCCUGGAGCAUAGACUUCUCUCGAGGCUGGGAGGGUCUUUGCUAGGCGCCAAAUCAGAGGAGGAUGCAUUAAUCCCGAUCACACUUGAUCUGCGGGACUUGCCAAUGGAAGCCACGGGCAUCGUUUGUGGGGUUGCUGGUAGGCUUGCCCAAGCUGGCAGUGAGGUGGACGAACUCGAUUGGAGUCCACAGUCUGCGGCAACAAAUGGGAACGACGGUGGAAUAGUCGAUAUCUCCUUCUUGAGCACAGCUAGAGCUGGGACGGUGAUAGUAAAGGCCAGCCAGUUGGACCUUGCAGUUGAAGCCUUGGAGUAUGGUAUGAGAAAAGUGGCGAGCUUGACUUAA
Molecule: messenger RNA, 1380 nt
Organism: Exophiala bonariae
Lineage: Eukaryota; Fungi; Ascomycota; Eurotiomycetes; Chaetothyriales; Herpotrichiellaceae
Exons: 2
Coding region: 1-1380 (459 amino acids)
Source: RefSeq, a predicted model, not a curated record